CAACCAGCCCAUCCUUUUGGCUACGUUUCAGACCAGUUUGGCCGAUCUUCUCUAUCCGGUAACUUAUUGCAAACGGUUGCUGCCCGGAGUCGACGUCGAUCUGCUCAUGGACCCGACCAAGUAUUUCCCCGGUAUUAUAGCGCCUAAAAUCGAAAUUUCCACGAAAACGGUGAUAGAAGAGGUGAAAACGAUUUACGACGCGAACCUCGACAGGCCGUACAUCGUCAGUCCGAAAACCAUCGAUUCCAAGCAAAAAUCCCACGCUCACAGGAAACGACCCGUCAAAGGUAUCAUCAGGCAGAGGAAGGUUUGUCAUAGUCGAACCAAGACGAAAGCUCAAGUUUGCCAUCUCACACAGUGUCGAAACGAUCCGUGUAACCACGUGGAAUACUCGUGCGAAGGCGAACUCGCUCGGACCGAUCGGUGUUACCAUCCGAUGAAAUACGGAUCAAAGUGUCGGAACGAUAUUUACCUCGAUACCGAUACCGACACAGAAUUCGAUGUGCCGCCAAGACACUACCGGGUAUCCUCCGUUUGUGGCAACCUACACAUCUUCGACAGCUGCCCCGUCUGUUUCAAGUACAAAUGUUACUUUUCCAACGAAUGCGACGGCAGAAUCUCUCCCGACAAUCCCGCUCAUCCGCAAAAAGAUCGUUCGAUGUCGCAACAACGGAUCUCUACAGGAUUACGAUCAACGUCUCGUCCGUGUUACGGAGAGAAAGGUAAAGUCGCGUUGCACGGCAAAAGAUAGCAAGUAAAACGCACAAGAUCCAUUGCCUGUUAACCAUUUUCGUUAGUGAAAUGAAAUUACCAAGAGAGAAGAAAAACAACGAGACAACGCUUUAUUACAUCGUAUACGCGUGACAAAGGGGGGAAAAGGAGCAAAGUUCUUGCAAAAGAUCGCGAUAGUUUUACAAAAUUAUGUACUUACGCAGAACCGAGACAUUCGGUGUAAACGUACGUGAGAAUAAAGUGCUGAAUGAUUCUGAUAACGUAA
Molecule: messenger RNA, 997 nt
Organism: Bombus impatiens (common eastern bumble bee)
Lineage: Eukaryota; Metazoa; Arthropoda; Insecta; Hymenoptera; Apidae
Exons: 5
Coding region: 107-751 (214 amino acids)
Source: RefSeq, a predicted model, not a curated record